Parathielavia appendiculata is the source of this 532-nucleotide messenger RNA. RefSeq lists its product as uncharacterized. NCBI's taxonomy places the organism in Eukaryota, Fungi, Ascomycota, Sordariomycetes, Sordariales, Chaetomiaceae. The transcript has a single exon. The coding region runs from base 170 to 445 and encodes 91 amino acids. The record is from RefSeq and is a predicted model, not a curated record.
CUACCGGCUUAUGUGUGUAAGUGAAUAUCGGAAGGUAACUACGGAUCCGUACACAGCAACACAGCGACUUCCCAGGGGAAUUUCCACAUCGUGAUGCUCAGGUCCCGGCAACUCUUAGAGACUUGAAGUGAAAACGACCUUGACCUACGAGGCCUCCCGAUCUCCCAGAAUGCACCACAGCCGCAGGAUCCGAGAAAGUGGUAGAAGGCGGGAAGGUACGUCAGCUAUCGGGGGCUUGGCAGGAUCGCCCAUUGACCUCCAUCUCAGCCGCGCCUUCCAGAACAUUUUCUUGCCGUUCAUCCUUUGUCCUGCUCGGCUGCCUGAUGCUCACGCGCGGCCUCAUUGGUUGCGUUACAUUCUUCGAUUUGCCGUCUCCUGGCAAAUGAGUCUCUACGUUCUUACCGUCUUUUACCCGACUGAUCCGGCGGGGCGGUUCAUUACCUGAGAAGAUGAUGGGAAUUACAUCAGAUUACCACAUUCAAGCAGCAUCGGCCAGGCCAGAAGAUGGAAGAUGCCGCACGCCAUAAAGCAC